AUGGAACGAUUCGGACAGUUGCAAGAAUAUUAUUGGCAGGAAUACGUCGAGCAGCUGAGCGCCUUGCACCACCCUGAACAAAUCGAUACCAGUGAUCUAGCGCUAGCUUUAAGCAAAAAUAACUUUGUUGUACGGAUAUCUCGUGAAAGCAACUCAGAACUUCGAAUGAUAUUCGCUGGGCUGUCGUUGGUACCUCGAAUCGUCAAAUCGAAGAUAUUGUUAGAAUUGUGCGACUCACCGGCGCGAUCAAAAGAGAUAGUCGAGACCAUGAGUGGCGGCAUGCUGGGCGAAGCGCCCAUGAUCAGCAACAGACCGAAGAUCUGCUUUGGCGUCUUUCGAGAACAACUGCUGUUCGUAAACGAUGACGACGAUGCCGGGACGGCUGCAUCUGCUGCAGCAGCCGCAGACGACAACACCGAGUUCAACGAGCUGAAAGAGAAGCGGAAAAAAAUCAAAAGCAAAGACUCGAUUUUAUCCAAGAAGAUCAAAAGUGACCCUAAUGCUCCGCAAUGGACUCGUAUUCCUCUUCCGGAAAUGACGGAAGCUUGGAAGCAGGAACGACAAAGCGCGCUUCGUGAAAUAUGCAAAAGACUCAAGAUUUCCCAGGAAAGGCUUCCCUCAGCCUGUUUUUAUACAUUGUUGAACACUUUUGCAGGGGUGUGUUCUUGUGAGAUAACGGAGGAUUCGUCAUUACUUAGUGUCGGAUACCGAGAUUCUUUGGUUAAUAUUUUUUCCUUGUCCCCAGAGCCGUUGAAACCUCUAAAGCCUUUUUCAGAAUUGGAAAAACUGGACAAAGACUCAGGUAUUGUUUUUUUUUCGACUGACUGACC
This is a messenger RNA of Soboliphyme baturini, 830 nucleotides long. The record is from the annotation of a GenBank genome assembly. Lineage: Eukaryota; Metazoa; Nematoda; Enoplea; Dioctophymatida; Soboliphymatidae.